AUGUCAGACGACGAUACCAGUGUUAAGGAAUUUGGCCAUAAAGCAAUAAAAGCAGAAUCAUCGAGAUAUUCGUUUACACAGCAGCAGUUCGGUAUGGCUACUAAAAUCAAGGCACCCCAAUUCAGUACGCAAAAUCCAAAGCUUUGGUUUGCACAAGUCGAAGCCCAAUUUUCGACAAACCAAGUAGUUACUGAGCGCACCAAAUUCGACCUCGUAAUUCCAUUGCUUGAUACUCGCGUCGCAUCGGAAGUUGAGCGACUUAUUCUCGAACCGCCAGCAGUUUCGCCUUACUCAGACCUCAAAGCAGCACUAAUUAAAUGUUUCUCAAAAUCGGAAGAGGCAAGAAUCUCGCAACUCCUCGACAAAGAACGCCUGGGUGACCGCACACCAUCGCAGCAUCUACGUCAUUUACGAGCACUGGUUCCAGGUAUAGACGACGUCAUAAUUAAAGCGCGUUGGCUAUCACAUAUGCCAAACGAAAUCCAGGUGUGCCUUGAAGCUUUCGCCGACGCAACACUCGAAAAACUUGCCGAGUCCGCCGACAGAAUGGUUGAACGUCUGUCGCUCAAGCCCCAAGUGGCAGCUACGAUAGUACCAUCUACUUCGGAAAGCAGCGAAGUCGCGUCACUGCGCCGAGAAGUCGCGCAGCUUACGAAACAACUAAAAAAUAUGUCGACCAAUCGCUCCCGGCCAAGGUCUCGAAGUCGCUCACGCCCACAAGCAACGAAGAAACAUGAUCUCUGCUGGUAUCAUUGGAAAUACGGAAAGCACGCUCGCACUUGCGUACCGGGUUGCAAGUGGCAGGGAAACGCCAGCGAGAAUCAGUAG
Molecule: messenger RNA, 828 nt
Organism: Rhagoletis pomonella (apple maggot)
Lineage: Eukaryota; Metazoa; Arthropoda; Insecta; Diptera; Tephritidae
Exons: 1
Coding region: 1-828 (275 amino acids)
Source: RefSeq, a predicted model, not a curated record